GCCUUGUUGUUUGCACAUGGUGAUCUGAAGUGGGAUAAAUUCCAUAUUUUGAUCUCGCACUCCACAACACCAGAUCUUAUUAAAAUGAUAUCAAAACUAGAUGAGUUCAUAAUGCAACAGUUCACGAGCAGUAAACGUGCGUUAGGGGCCAUCGGGCCGAUGUCAGGUAGCGGGAGACUAAAAGCUCAUGACAAACAUAGAUCAGCAGAUGAAGAAUCUUUGCUAUCAGAGCUGCGUCAUCACCGGCACUGGCAGAAGGCACUGAGUAACAUUACUGGUUGUAGGUUCUCCAUGCUGCCAACCAUGUUACCCAAGGAGGGUAUGAUUCUCGGUGGAACAUUGACCUUGCGGGGUAACAACUUGACCUUGGGUUGUUUCCAUGGAAUCAACUUUCGCUCCAAGUCGUGGGCAUUGUUUACAAUGAGUGAACCGUACAUUUGCUUUGCAACAGAAGCUUUGAAAACAAUUGACGAAGGAACUCAUAUUGUGCAGGACCUUACAUUCUAUGUGGGUCAUGACCUCACAUCUCACCAGGAGAAGAAUAUGGCAAACGUUCUGAAGAUCUCACGGGGACAUUCAAUGCCACCGACAUUUACUAAUGCCCAUGAGUGGUUCCAUUAUGCCUUCUCUAACACAGAAAUUAAAGAUCUCGAGUCGUUUCCAAGAAUGCAGCGUGCUGGUAGUGAGAGUCCAUCAGAUUAUCGUAAACGUAAAUACAUGGAUUAUAAUCAUGAUUGUGAGAUGAUAUUUGCCUUACCAUCUCUACAAUUACAGCUUAGAACCACACAUCAACAGUCAGAACAGGAACCAGUCGAUGAUGAUCCAAAACCAGUUGUAGAGUGUAGUUUUGUGACAGAGUUUGAGGACCAUAUUUAUGUUGCCAUGGAUGCAGAAGUUUUCCUAUUCUUACAUGACCUUGUCAUGGCAUAUAUUUCUGAAAAAGAUAAAGGUGCUCGUUCAUCAGUAGCAGGGACAGGUGGCAAGUCGGCAAAGUCUCAGGCCGAGACCAAGAAAAAGGAAAUAAUUGAUCCAGUAACCGUGUUACAACAAGACUGGCGAGAAUAUGAAUGUAAAACAUGGCACCUGGAACCAACUGUCAGACUUCUUCACUGGGCCAGUAAGCAGAUAGAUCCUGUUGGUGUGGAUUAUAUUCUUCAGAAGCUUGGUUUUACCCAUGCCAGAGUUACAAUACCUAAAUGGAUGCAGCGAGGUUUCAUGGAUCCGUCUGAUAAAAUUCUUUCCAUGCUUGUUAACAAAAUGAUAGUCAUGUUACGGGAUGCCCCUAAUGCAGAAUCUCCUAAAAAGACUUGAAGUAACAUGAUGAA
Ruditapes philippinarum (Manila clam) is the source of this 1325-nucleotide messenger RNA. Its product is annotated as bridge-like lipid transfer protein family member 1. The coding region runs from base 85 to 1311 and encodes 408 amino acids. The record is from RefSeq and is a predicted model, not a curated record. Lineage: Eukaryota; Metazoa; Mollusca; Bivalvia; Venerida; Veneridae. Gene Ontology annotation, biological process: synaptic vesicle endocytosis. The transcript has 7 exons.